CAAAAAUUGAAAGUCUUACGAUUAAAUAUACUUUCUGCCGUAAAUCGAAUUUUUCAUAGCAACAAAACUUCUUCCCCAGACAAAAGCGACGCCGUUUUCCUAUCUCCGGUUGCGUUUCUGCCCUAAUCCACGAAUUCCUCCGCCGCACUGUCCACCGUCGUUGCCUUUUUCAGGUUUAUUGUUCUAGUUGUUAGAAGAUGGAUAUGGAUGAGGAUCAAGAGAUGGAGAAUUUCGGAACGGAGAAAGAUUUCGAAGGUGGUCAAUGGGUUAAUGGUGAAUUCUACUUUCGAAAGCGCCGAGAGAAAGCUCGAACUCAAACCAAAGACGAUGUUCUAUAUGGAGUUUUUGGUGAUUCCGAAGAUGACGAUGAUGAUGGGUAUUCUAGUAAAAAGCGAAGAAAAGAUUUUGGAAGGAAACAGGAUCUCACUAAACCAGUGAAUUUCAUUUCAACUGGAAAUUUUAUGCCGGAUAAGGAUAAUGUUGAUGAGGAUUUGAAAGAGCAGGAUGAUGGUGAAGAUAGGCCUGGUUUUGGGUUAGGUUUUGGGUCGGCUAGUGUAUCGGGGUCUGGUCUAGGAUUUAAUUCUGGUCGUGGUGUGAAUGGUUCAGAUAGGAAUGAUGAUGAAUCUGAUGAGAAUGAUAAUCGGGAUGAUAAAUUUUUGCCUACUGCGUUUGGGAAGAAGAUUAAGGAGGGAGCCAUGAAGAGGGAGAAGGAGAGAUUGGAGGAGAAGAAGAAGAAGAAGGGGAAGAAGCCGGGGAUGGGUUUAGGUCAGGAGGGGUCUGUGGAUGUUGGGAAAUUCGAGAGUCAUACAAAGGGAAUUGGAAUGAAGCUGCUUGAGAAGAUGGGUUAUAAAGGGGGUGGUCUUGGGAAGAAUGAGCAGGGUAUUUUAAAUCCUAUUGAAGCGAAGUUGAGGGCUAAAAAUUCUGGUCUUGGAUUUAACGAAUCGAAGGGAACCACAAUGCCGUUGCCUGCUUUGCAGACGGAGAAGAAGACUGAACCGGGAGUUGUGCAGCCUACAGUUGGAAGAACACGUUCGUGGUUAAAGCGGCCGAAGAAGAAGAAUAAAGAAGAGGAAAAGUAUGUAACUGCUGAGGAGUUGUUGGCUAGCAAGCAAGAAGAAGAAUCAGAGGUUGUUCAGAAGAUUUAUGAUAUGAGGGGGCCGCAGGUACGAGUUUUAACAAAUUUGUCUGAUUUGAAUGCCGAGGAGAAAGCAAAGGAAAAUGAUGUCCCAAUGCCUGAGCUUCAGCAUAACGUAGGACUAAUAGUUCAGAUUGCUGAAGCUUACAUCCAAGAAAUUGAUAAAGAUUUGAGGAAAGAGAGGGAUAUAGCACUUAGCUUGAAAAAAGAAAAGGAGAAGUUGGAAGCUGAGGCAGCGUUUCAAAAGAUGCAGCUCGAUAAUUAUGAAAAGAUAAUGAGUGUGCUGGACAGCGUUGGAGAAGAGAACACCUUAGGAACAUUAACAUUGGAUUCCCUUGCUCAAUGCUUUAUGGACAUGCACAAAAGAUAUGCUGAGGAUUAUAAGCUGUGUAAUUUGUCAUGCAUUGCUUGCUCAUAUGCUUUGCCUUUGUUUAUCAGAAUGUUCCAAGGAUGGGAUCCUCUUCGAAAUCCAUCUCAUGGUUUGGAGUUGGUAUCACGGUGGAAGGCAUUGCUUCAAGGAGAUGAUUGUUUUGAUAUAUGGGACAUGUCAUCACCUUAUACUCAAUUGGUUUCAGAGGUUGUAUUGCCAGCUGUUAGAAUAUCUGGUAUCAAUACCUGGCAUGCACGGGAUCCUGAACCAAUGCUACGGUUUUUGGAGUCGUGGGAAAAAUUGCUUCCUUCUUCAGUUCUUGCUACUAUAUUAGACAACAUAGUCAUGCCAAAACUAUCAAGUGCAGUAGGUACUUGGGAACCACAUCUUGAGACCAUUCCUAUCCACACAUGGGUGCAUCCAUGGCUACCCCUGCUAGGGCACAAGCUGGAGGUUAUCUACCAGACAAUUCGUUUCAAAUUGAGUACUGUUCUUGGUGCAUGGCACCCAAGUGAUGGUUCUGCAUAUGCUAUAUUGUCCCCUUGGAAGACUGUAUUUGAUUCUGAUAGCUGGCAACAACUUAUGCACCGUUUUAUCGUACCAAAGCUGAAGGCUGUCUUGCAAGAUGACUUCCAAGUGAAUCCGGCAAGUCAGAAUCUUGAUCAAUUUUAUUGGGUUAUGAACUGGGCUUCUGCUAUUCCAAUUCAUCUGAUGGUUGACACGAUGGAGAUCUUCUUUGCCAAGUGGCUUACGGUUUUGUAUCGUUGGUUGUGCUCAAAUCCUAACUUUGAUGAAGUUACAAAAUGGUAUUUGGGCUGGAAAGAACUUAUUCCGAAAGAACUUUUGGCAAAUGAAAGUAUUCGAUACAAGCUCAACUGUGGUCUUGAUAUGAUGAACCAGGCCGUUGAAGGUAUGGAGGUUGUGCAACCUGGUUUGAAGGAGAAGAUAAGCUAUAUCAGGGUAAGUGAGCAAAGGAAAUUUGAGACUCAGCAGAAAGCAGCAGCCUCUGCUCAACAACAAGCUGCUGCAAGCAUGGCUGGUGGCGCAGAUGGUGUGAAUGAAAUGAGCGUGAAAGAUCUUAUUGAGGCUUAUGCUCGGGAUAAUGGUUUACUGUUCAAACCUAAAUCUGGUAGAACGCACAACGGUCAUCAAAUAUAUGGGUUUGGCAAUGUCAGCAUAAUAAUCGACUCUCUAAAUCAAAAGGUCUAUGCCCAAAAUGAGGAGACAUGGUCUUUAGAAACUCUUGAACGAUUGCUAGAGUUACAUAAUAAAUCCCUUAGUAAAAGACGCUGAAUUCUGUGCUGGGUAUAUGAAGUAACAUCUUAAUUCUCAGGUACUCUAUUUCCUUAGGGAUUUUGUAUGAGUUAUUUCUCUUGAUUUGUUGGCUCGUGAUAUUGUAGUUUCUUGCGUUUUGUUUCAAUAUCCAAAAUGUUGUGAAUUAUAGACAGAUAAUACAGGCCAAAUGAAGUCGCACCUUUUCGUAAUGUUAACUUUUGUUUUGGAUGUGAAUAUAUUUAGAGAUUGAGGGACA
Medicago truncatula (barrel medic) is the source of this 3036-nucleotide messenger RNA. RefSeq names its product septin and tuftelin-interacting protein 1 homolog 1. The transcript has 2 exons. The record is from RefSeq and is a predicted model, not a curated record. Gene Ontology annotation, molecular function: nucleic acid binding. Gene Ontology annotation, biological process: spliceosomal complex disassembly. Lineage: Eukaryota; Viridiplantae; Streptophyta; Magnoliopsida; Fabales; Fabaceae. Gene Ontology annotation, cellular component: U2-type post-mRNA release spliceosomal complex. Bases 198 to 2798 code for a protein of 866 amino acids.